This is a messenger RNA of Maudiozyma barnettii, 1506 nucleotides long. RefSeq names its product Avt7p (gene AVT7). The record is from RefSeq and is a predicted model, not a curated record. Lineage: Eukaryota; Fungi; Ascomycota; Saccharomycetes; Saccharomycetales; Saccharomycetaceae. Bases 1 to 1506 code for a protein of 501 amino acids. Gene Ontology annotation, molecular function: L-histidine transmembrane transporter activity; L-lysine transmembrane transporter activity; L-glutamate transmembrane transporter activity. Gene Ontology annotation, cellular component: fungal-type vacuole membrane. The transcript has a single exon. Gene Ontology annotation, biological process: amino acid transmembrane transport.
AUGGGUUCGGUUGGAACUGCCACAGUGGGAUCAUCCACUAUUAACCUGACAAAGACCAUUGUUGGUGCUGGUAUGUUAGCUAUCCCGUUUGUAUUUAAGAACGAUGGUGUGCUGGUAGGGGUGUUUUUAACGGUUUUGGCAGCCACUACUUCAGGGUUUGGACUAUUCGUCCUAUCUAGGUGUUCAAAAGUACUAUCAAAUCCAAGAACAUCCUCAUUUUUCACAUUAUGUAUGAUAACAUACCCUUCAUUAUCACCAUUAUUCGAUAUUGCAAUGAUAGUACAAUGUUUUGGUGUUGGUUUAUCUUACUUGGUUCUAAUUGGUGACAUUUUCCCUAGUUUAUUUGGCGGCGAAAGAAACUUUUGGAUAUUGACCUCCUCCUUAAUAGUUUGGCCAUUAUGUUCUUUGAAGAAAAUGGAUAGUUUAAGAUACUCAAGUAUUAUUGGUCUUUUAGCGCUAUCGUACAUCUUUCUAUUGAUUAUAGCCAUGUUUUUCAUUAAUAAUGUAUUUUCAGAGAAUGGAGCAUUGGAAAGUAGUCCCGUAAACUGGUUGCAUGUGUAUAGUUGGAAGGGUUUAUUCUCAUCAUUUAGCAUUGUUAUCUUUGCAUACACAGGUUCGAUGAAUCUUUUCAGUAUUAUCAAUGAAUUAGAAGAUAAUUCAAUGACACAAAUAAAUAAGGUUAUAAAUUCAUCUAUCGGUAUAUCUUCUUUCUUUUUCCUAAGUGUUGGUAUCGCAGGUUAUUUAACAUAUGGAUCAAAUACAUUAGGAAAUAUCCUGUUGAAUUAUGAUCAGAACUCUCCUUGGAUAUAUGUUGCAAAUUUCUGUUUGGCGUCGAUGUUAGUUUUAUCAUUCCCAUUGUUGUUCCAUCCAUUAAGAAUUGCUGUUAAUAACCUUUUUGUAUAUUUCAGAAUGAAACAGGCAGCAGGAGGACAAUCCAUAAAUUUAUCAGAUGAUAAUGAAGAAAAUGAGAAUCAACCAGAAGAUUACUAUUUUAACAGUAGUGCUGCAUCAUUAGUUGCGACUGCGACAAGAACAUCAAUGGCCUCGAUUAUAAUGAAUAUUGACGAAGAUGAUAUUAAUGAUAAUGAUAGAUUACUUGUAUCUAGUAUGCAUGCUAGUGAUAUAGAUGUUGAUAAUGAUAUGAUCUCGGAUAUAAUCACUUUACCUGUACCUGGUGAAGAAGAGCAGCAUGUUUCAUUCCCUAAUUACAGAUUUUAUGCUAUUACAUUUACUGUCUUACCGUUAAUGUAUAUAAUUUCGUUGAGACUUAAGUCAUUUGCAUUUGUUCUGGCUCUGGUGGGCGCUACAGGUUCUACAUCGAUGUCAUUUACUCUACCUGGAUUGUUUGGGUAUAAAUUGAUUGGCUCUGAUUCUUUAGCGAUUGGGCAAAUGAUUUCUAAGAGAGAUAACUUUUACAAAAAAUGUAGUUUAUUACUAGUCUGGUUUGGUAUCAUAGUGAUGGUACUAUCCUUAUAUGUAACGAUGAAGUACGGUGGGGAGAAUUAG